AUGGGUGCUAACAACUCAGUUAUUGAUACCGAAGUCCCUCUGUUCUCUGAAAAAUUUCCAAACAUCACCAUCAGACCUCUCAACCCGCACACAACAACGGCUCAACCAGAUCGAGAGUCAAAUAAAACAGCAGGUACUUCACAUGGCCACAACCAAGUUCGUACGACGUCUGUCACAAGAGAUGGCAUCUCAUCCAAGGCUCACCCCCAACCGAGACGGCUGCCUCCAGUCGAAAGCCGCGAGACGGUCAAAUCACAAGCUUUCCAACUCACUCGUUGGCGCAUCGUCGAUGAGACAGACGAGCUCUACGAGUCGUGCGAAAUCGGCAACUCGGAAAGUCCUGCCGUGUCACGCAAUUCAUUGACGAUUUCCAGCAAUUCUGAUUUCGACAUAAAGCCUUCAUUGGCAGAAAUUGAUGAAGCCUUGGCUAGAUAUCAAGCACAUCCUCUCUCAAAUCCCGAAAAGGCUGGUUCACUUCUUUCUCCGAUUAUCUUAGAUGCUUCACCAGCCAAACUCAGACAGUCGUCCCUGGACAAGCAUUCCUUGAAAUCCUCACCGGCCAAUCCCAAACAGUCCCCCCUCAACAAACGCUCCCUGAAUCCCUCGCCGGAGCCAAAGAGGAAACGCCGCCUUAUCCCAACAAAACGAGCGGUCGAAAUUGCUAACCAGAAAUUCGAGAGGUUCGGUGGCAUGAGAGAUUACCUGCAGAACCAACCUACAGCGCCUCGGGCCCGUCCGUCGACGUACAGCCAGGAAGAGUUUGGAUUCGUCAACCCAUUCCCAGAUGGCUUCCCUCUCUCCGACGAGGAAGGUCACUUGCGUCCAGAGGCACAUCCUGGUUCAUGUCUGUACCAGGACUCUGACGAUGAAGACGAAGGGUAUUGGUCAAAGGUGGUCAGCCCGGUGGAUUCUGCGGAAACGCCAGAAGAAGAACAAGCACGCCUGAAGGAGCUGUUGUCAAGAUUUCACAAACGUAAACAGACGGGCGCCAAAUCAAGCGCGAAAAUAAAGACUGAAGUGGAUGAAGGUCUCUUGAAAUUGGCCCGUGAAUACAUGCACAGGUAUGAAGAAGCUGGGGCUGAGCGGAGCAGACAGCUCCGAGAGAAGGCCCUACGGCGACGCGGACUUCUCCCGACUCUAGAAAACUCCGCUCUCGAAGGAGACUCAAGCUCGGACCACGGCAAGACUCUGUCUGACACCGGCGUCGACAAUGGUUCAAACAGAGAAAGAGACUCAAGUUUAGAACAUAUUAAGACACUGUCUCACGCCGGCGCCGAGAAUGGCUUCAACAGUGGCCUGUUCUGUGACGACGACUGCCAAGCCCAAAGUGUCGAGGACGUUUUGGACAUUGCACAAGAACACGACAUGGAGAACCGAAAGCCCAUUCAGUCAGAGGUACGCGACAAUUUGAAGACAGACCGGCACACUCCCUGUAAGGGGCCCACCACGCAAAAUCCUGCCUCACGUGCAGCUGCGGAGCGAUUUCGGACGCAAAGCCGACAUUUGAGUGACCACCACGAACCUCAAACCCAUGACAAUGAGUCUGCUGCAAGUUUCAACUCGAGAGAUAGUCAUAUUCUAAGCUCGAGCUCUGAGGGUCUGUGUCUACGAGCAAAGGAAGAGCGCUUGCGCGAGGCGAAAAAGCCAGGUGUUUCGCCGCUUAUGGCUAAGGGGGUGAGCAAUCCUCCCUCAAACGAUCAGUGCAUCACAGAUGACGAAAUCAAUCCUAGAGCUCGAAGCAACCGUCCUCAGGUGGCGAAUGAUCGCGCGAGAGCCUUGAAGCUGGAAACAGAACAGCAGGAAUCACAAGUCAGUGCUAGUGCAGGAAACGAAACGAACUGCAAUCCAUCCAUACGGAAGCCUUCUGGCCGUGAGAUGAUGGGACAGGAGCGAAACGCCGUCAUCGAACAGAAGCGAGCCGUUGUCACCGAACAGAAGCGAGAUGCUGUAAUUGAACAGGAGCGAAACGUCGUCAUGGAAAAAAACCGAGACGCUGUCGUUGAACAGAAGCGAAACGAUGUUGAACAAAAGCGCGACACUGUCAUUGAACAGAAAGAGGAGAUGAUUUUCCCGGGUCGACGUCUUUCCGGCCUAGAGACGCUUGUAGCCAAGCGAGGAGCUGCCAGUGAACAGAGCCUCGACGUGAAGCCCGUUGAUCGACCUCUGUCUGGCCUGGAGAUGCUCGCAGCCAAGCAGGGAGCUGUCAGUCAACAGAAACCCGACCCGGAACCCGUUGCUCGACCUCUUUCUGGGCUUGAGAUGCUGGCAGCAAAGCAAGGAGCUGGCAGGGAACAGAAAGUCGACUCGAAACCCGUUGCUCGACCUCUGUCUGGGCUGCAGACGCUGAAUUCUAGAGGCACAGAAUCCCAACCCAGGCAAGAAAAUGGCGUACGCCCGUCAACGUCCAUUACUCCAGGUCCCAAUAAAGGCUUAACGCUGCCCAAAAGCUUUGACCAACUCUCCGAAGAAGAGAAAGACGUGAUUGUCCAGCACGAAAUCGCAAAAGAGAGAAAGAGAGACCUUGACGCUCUUGGGAGUGUUUUUUGGGUAUUCGCACAGUUACGGUGCUUUCCCGACCGCGAGAUAACCGAAAGAACUAUGCAGAGAGAAACUAACGAGCUUUACGAUAUCGGGAAGUUUAUUGCCAUAGUAAUUGAGCAGGGGAAGCCUGGUAAGAUGCGAAGGGUGCGCGUCCAGGAUAUCCGUGAGAACAUCCGCAGACGCAUACAAAAAACACUGGCAGACGGCUCAGAAGAGCCUGACGACGUUACAAUUAUGACUGAAAUGAGGCGGACCUUCAGUCAGAAGCAUAUUGAUUUCAUCAAUGACGAAACACCCAAAGUGCAAGCGGAAAUCGACCAUUGGGGAUAUCUACGGAGUGAAUAUAGCAGCAAGCGGCACAAUUCGAGGCCGAGAGAGCAUAGAAAGAAAGAGCGACCAAAGGAGCGGACGGAUGAGAAGUCCAGUAAGAAACAAGUCCGAUUUGCUGCUGAGGAGAAACGCACUACCCAAAACAAGCGACCUAAGGGUCAAGGGAAAACAGUCGAGAAGCGACAAACGCAAGCCGAUCGCCAGGAGCAACUUAUCGAAAAGCUAAGAGCUCAACUGAAACGCUUUGAGACGGCCGAUGCAGAAGACUUGGCUGAACUUCAGAGUCAAGUUGCUGAAAUCGAAGCAGAGCUUGAGCGCGAAAAACAGGAAGAUGAUGAAAGCGAAGAGGAUGACGGUGCUGAAUUCGUCUUUGGAGCUGGACAAGAAACCGUACCGGCGCCGGCUAAAUCUCCCAGUCAAACCACUCAGGAACCAACCACGGAUGAGGAACAGGAGCUUCAAGAAAUCAACCGUUUAGAAGAUGCACGCCAGAGAGAGUCAGCUGAUACACCAGGAGCUGGCCAACAGCGGCCUGACGCAGAACUCUUGAAACGGAUGCAGCUCAAAAAGAGCCUGCCCAAUCCGAGUCAGAGCUUUGACCCAGAGCUUCUGCGACAAAUGCAGUUCAGGAGGGAGCAGCAGCUAGAGGCAGCAACAGACUCUACGAUCAUUGAUCGAGCUGCUGUGGGAGAGUCAGAUAGUGAGGCCGAGGCGGCAGACGAAUACGCUUCUGAUGAUGAUGAUACGGACGAAGACGAAGAUCGCCAAGUUCACCGGUACACUGUCUGGGGGACGUUCGUGGGGAUGGAAAUUUACAAAGACGCCGACCACUAUUACUUGAUGAAGACAUAUGACGCCACGAAGGCGGAGGCUAAAGUCAGGGAGAUCAUCUCCGGCAUCCACCAACAUGUAUUGAAGAAUGGUACGGUCCUCGAUCAUUUGACGGUGGUAACGGAGUGGCAUCACGGGUUGAUGGAGCAGCACAUUGCGGUCGGCGAAAGCGCUACGACCAUCGCAAGAGCAUGGGUGGAGUGCGACCUGGUGGAUUUGAACAGAAAGGCGUUCCGGGCUGCAAAACGCCAAGGAGCGGUAAAACAGGUCACUACAUUUGCGGUUCAUUGGGAAAAGACCAUUACUCCGGUCGCUAGCGGCGCCGAAGAAGAGGCCGAGAACGAGACCACGACCGCCGACUCAGACGGGAUUGACGACCUCUUUGAAGAGCCUGCAGAAGACAAAGCCAAUUCGACAUCGCAAGCCACAGCGCCAGUCACGACGACCAUCCCGCAAGACGAGAUUCAACACUUCACGACGCCGAUCCUGGCAAACCGCCACGCUAAGGCAGUCUAUCUGACCUGGCACAACACUUUCCUCCCGGGAUGGCAGAACGAGGGCUAUCGCCAGCUCGAGAGCGACUCGAUGGAGGAGUAUCUGGAGACGCUGGGCAGCUGGGGCCUGUUUUUCCGCGAGGAGAGCUUUGAGCGCGCCGAGGUCGACGAGGGUGGCGGUCCGGGGAGACGAGUGGAGGAGAAGUUCAAAGUCUGGGUCAAGAAGAUUGCGGUCAGUGGGCCGGGGAAUUGA
Fonsecaea multimorphosa CBS 102226 is the source of this 4449-nucleotide messenger RNA. RefSeq lists its product as uncharacterized. NCBI's taxonomy places the organism in Eukaryota, Fungi, Ascomycota, Eurotiomycetes, Chaetothyriales, Herpotrichiellaceae. Bases 1 to 4449 code for a protein of 1482 amino acids. The transcript is spliced from 2 exons. The record is from RefSeq and is a predicted model, not a curated record.